Messenger RNA from Centruroides sculpturatus (bark scorpion), 867 nucleotides. Its product is annotated as tetraspanin-3-like. The transcript has 2 exons. Gene Ontology annotation, cellular component: membrane. NCBI's taxonomy places the organism in Eukaryota, Metazoa, Arthropoda, Arachnida, Scorpiones, Buthidae. The coding region runs from base 46 to 867 and encodes 273 amino acids. The record is from RefSeq and is a predicted model, not a curated record.
CACGUUUUUAACUGAAGAUUUUUCAAAAAUCAAAAAGAACUGGAAAUGGCUUUAAACGUUCGAUUCUGUAAAUUUUUCGUGUUUAUUUAUAUUUUUAUUAUUUGGACAUCUUCAAUUAUUGCUUCACUCGCAAAUCACGGAUUCUCGCAAGAAGAUUAUUUCAUAGGUUUGGAUAAAUUAUUUGGUGAUAAAUAUAAUCGUUCAAGGCUCAUAGUCUCAUCGUCAUUCAAAUUGAUUCAAAUUUUCGGAUUAAUUGGCUGUUGGGCAGUUUGGUCCCUUAAUCGAUUGAUUCUUUGUGGAUAUUCCUUAUUAUUGCUUUUUAUAGUGGCUAUUUUGAUAACUGCAGCUGUUUUUAUAUAUUCGUGGAAUACCAACUUUCUACUGAAAUUGGAAAUGAAAAUACGAAUUGUAAUGAACGAAAUGUACGAAAGUCAGAAGGAAUUAAUCAUAUUCAACACUUUACAGAAACAUCUCGAGUGCUGCGGACAUCAUUACUACAAAGAUUGGCUGAACACAUUGUUUUGGUUUGAAGAAAGAAGAUAUAAUACUAAUACGGUGGUACCAUUGUCUUGUUGUAAAAGGACAGAGGUUAAUGCAAGUCUCGAAAUGCAAAAGAAGUGUGUUCAAGGGCCUUACCCGUUUGAAGACGUGUUUGAUCGCAAAAAAAUAAAUACCGGAGGAUGCAAAUAUAAAAUAGAAAAAUUAGCAGAAAGGAAAUUUAAGAAAAAAUCUAUUCUUAUAUUAUCCUUUAUAAUUAUUUAUUCGAUAGGUAUGAUAUAUCUAUGUAUGCCUUAUGUAAAGUUGCCAGCUAUCCAGUUUUUUUUUAAGGAUUUCCCGGAUUUUUCUAAUUACCAUCUAGAGACAUGA